AAAACGUCAUGUUUUCCUUGCUUUUGUUUCUUCUCCUCUUUUCCCUCUUCUCCUCUUUUCUCUUCCUCUUCUGCUCCAAACCUCCUCAAUUGUUUCUUCGUCCAAUCCUCCACCAUGGCCAAUCUUGCGGAUUUUGUCGACUUUUCUCAGAAGUCCUUGCAGGUGUCUGCAUUGUCCAUUGCAUUCAACCCCAUCUUCUGGAACAUUGUUGCCCGUGCUGAGUACCGAAAGCACUACUUGACUCGUAUAUUCGGUAGCCCGUACAACGGAUGUUACUUCCUUGCGUUCACCAUCUUCACCCUGGGAAUCGCGCGAGACCAUGUGUACCAACUGGCCCUGACCGACCAACCCUACUACGCCCCUGUGCACCAACCACUCCUAGGCGGCGCCUUGUUUGGCUUCGGCUCCAUCCUCGUUCUGAGCAGCAUGUGGGCCCUUGGCGUCACUGGAACCUAUCUAGGCGACUACUUCGGUAUCCUGAUGGAUGCCCCUGUUACUGGUUUCCCCUUCAACGUCACCGGAUCUCCCAUGUAUUGGGGAAGCACCUUGAACUUCUUGGGUGUCGCCCUGUACCAAGGCAAGGUGGCAGGUAUCCUUUUGACUGCCCAGGUCUUUGUUCUGUACUGGUUCGCUCUUCGAUGGGAAGAUCCUUUCACCGCGGAGAUCUAUGCCAAGCGCGACCGUGAACGUUCCAAGAUGCAGUAAAGCGACAAGCGCUUGUAAUAGACAAGCCGGCCUGUGAAGAGCAAUACAAUUACUUGCAGGAUUGGAUUAGGACAUUCAACACCCAACCGUC
Messenger RNA from Aspergillus wentii DTO 134E9, 796 nucleotides. Its product is annotated as bifunctional phosphatidyl-N-methylethanolamine N-methyltransferase/phosphatidyl-N-dimethylethanolamine N-methyltransferase. The transcript is spliced from 5 exons. Gene Ontology annotation, biological process: phosphatidylcholine biosynthetic process. Bases 115 to 705 code for a protein of 196 amino acids. The record is from RefSeq and is a predicted model, not a curated record. NCBI's taxonomy places the organism in Eukaryota, Fungi, Ascomycota, Eurotiomycetes, Eurotiales, Aspergillaceae. Gene Ontology annotation, molecular function: S-adenosylmethionine-dependent methyltransferase activity.